This is a messenger RNA of Alternaria burnsii, 2280 nucleotides long. RefSeq lists its product as uncharacterized. Gene Ontology annotation, cellular component: nucleus. Bases 1 to 2280 code for a protein of 759 amino acids. The transcript is spliced from 2 exons. Gene Ontology annotation, biological process: DNA-templated transcription; regulation of DNA-templated transcription. Gene Ontology annotation, molecular function: zinc ion binding; DNA binding; DNA-binding transcription factor activity, RNA polymerase II-specific. Lineage: Eukaryota; Fungi; Ascomycota; Dothideomycetes; Pleosporales; Pleosporaceae. The record is from RefSeq and is a predicted model, not a curated record.
AUGGAAACAAAUGCCCCACAACAGCCUGCCGGCGCAAAGCAGGCCGCCAACCAGGAUGAAGACGAAGCUUCAAAGAUCAAAAGGACACAAAUUGCGUGUUUGAAUUGCAGGAAGCGGAAGAGUCGGUGUUUGCUAGACUCGGACAACUCCAUACCGUGCCUUCGAUGCAAGCGCGACAACCUCGAAUGCGUGCUUGGUGGCAGCAAUCGCGGUGGGCGGCGCGAGCGAAAGAAGAAACGCGUUGAUGAAUCACAAUCGCAGUCAGAAGCGCAAACGCAGCAGCCGCUACCUGCGCUUACUGCGACUGCGCCCGAGGGAAGCUUCCAUACGCUGGGCAAUCUCGGAACGACAUGGUCGCAAGACCCAGGCGUACAACCGUUUGGUGAAGAGCUACAAGCAUCGCGGUCCGACUCCUCCAACACAGAUGAGCUUCCGUUCUCAAAUCUGCAGAACCCGUCAGAUGCGCUGGGCAUACUGGCUAGAGUUGCUGGAGAGUCGAGCUCGAAUGAAGAAAAUAAUGGGAGUGGGAUCACCAGCAGCAUAGGACAUGUGCGAGGCUCCUCUCUCAGCAUGCCCGCGCCACUGUCCUUCUCGUACCCGUUGCUAGACCGGGGGAUUCUCACAGUUCACUCUCUAUGCCAGCUGCUCGUUCGCUUUCAACAGCAAUACCAUCCAUAUUACCCGCUUGCACCGGCGCACGCAUUCGAAACAUCCAAUCUCUCACACAUGGUGAACAACGAGAAACACCUCCUCACGGCUAUCCUGCUUAUCGCCUCCAAAGAUCUCGUAGACGAACCACACAUUUACGAAGCCUGCUCAGAACACAUGAAGAGCCUUGUCUCAAUGUUAGCAGCCGGAGGCGAUGCGGGUAUCGAAGCUGUAGAGGCCCUACUUCUGCUAGCUGAGUGGGCGCCGUAUACACAGCGUGGCUCUGGCAAGGUCGGCAAAGGAGAGGAAGAUAAAGAGAGCUGGAUGCAUGUUGGUCUCGCCCUGAGGAUUGCCUACUUUCUUGCUCUAGACCGGUACUCGUUCCGCUUUGUGGACCAGGGCAAGGAUCCAGACCAUCACCGCAAACGCCUCAUUUGGACAGCGGCGUAUGUGUCAGAUCGCCAUAUCAGCAUCAGAAUCGGCAAAGCUUUCUGGUCCCGUGGACCUGGACCUUUGACAACAUUACGCAGAGAGGACUAUCCGUCGCUAAUCCCCAAAAGCCCAAACGAAGAAGACCAUGCUUCCAUCUUUCAAGCGAACCUCGAACUCACACAACUGUUCAGCAAUGUACACGAUACUUUGUACUCGAAUCCCAGUUCGAGCUUUCGAUCGCAGAUGAGCGGUAGCUACAUCAAGUUUAUUGAUGAUUUCCGCUCUGCAAUAUACGGCUGGAAGAGUGUAUGGGGUACACUGACGUGCUCUCCGCCGCUCAAAGCAUGUCUUCUUAUGUCGUACGACUACCUGCGUUUAUACACCAACGCCUUUGCCUUCCAGGCCACCGUCCUCCGAGCAUUGCCCUCUUCAUCUACAUCAACCGAUCCCGUAGCCGGUGCUCCAGCCAGCAACACAACGGGUCGUAUGCAAGUUCCCCAACGCGUGUUUGUAAACAACGUAGGCGCAGUAGGCGAUGCGCGUUUCAUCUACGAAGGCCUUGACGCCGCAAAAGCCAUUCUCACUACCGUGAACAACUUUGUCGAUCCCGAGCGUUCGCUGCGUUUCAUGCCAUUGAGGUACUAUCUCUACCUCGUAUAUGCAGGUGUCUUCCUCUAUCGCGCCCGCUGUACAGGCGUCAUCAGCGCCGAUGAAGAUCGCGCCAUCCGCGCCAUGAUCAACGAAACAGUCGCACGCCUCGAACGUAGCGCUGUCGGGGUUGGAGCUGGUAUCCAGCAUCCGGGCUCCCGGUACUCUCAGCUCCUCAAACUGCUCUGGGCAAAAGUGCCAAAGAAAGACAAGGCUAGUCGCUCUUCGUUCCGCCACCCUGGCACGCAUAUCGCUAGUAAUCCUGUUGAUCAGAAUGGCUUUCCACAGCAUCCGAUCGUUGGCGCCAGCCCACAGGCAAGUAGCAAUGGCACGGGUGAGAGUCCGGCGCUUACGGAACAAAUGGGAGAUUUCGGAUGGACUGAUCUAGGGGCCGUUAAUGAAUUUGCAGUACACGGUGGUGGGGGUAAUGCGCCUACGGAUGAUGCAGCCUUGUGGAAUGGCUUCUUGCCUCUUGAUAUGGGAUGGAAUGCUCAGGGUCUUGGGUUCGAGGGUAUGGGCUUUGACUCCAAUGAACUCGGAAUGUUGUUUUAG